GAUUGUUUGGACUGAAAAGGGAAGCCGCCCUUCAAUCCCUCCUUAGGGCCUCAGAGCGAUCGAUUUUCCUCAUUGUCGCUGUCCUUUCUUGCUCCUUUUCGGCGCUCUCACUUCCACCGUUUUCUUGUUCUUCUUCUGUGUUGGCGUCUCUGAUUAACUGCUUAUUGGCACAUUCCUCUCUUUCCCCUCGAUUUGCGCCUGCCAUUCAGGCAUCUCAGUAAAGGGCAGAAAGAUAAUAUAAUAAUUGCUGACUCAUGUUGCUGGAAUUGAACUAGAUGAGUUCGUUAAAGCUUAUUUCUGGAUUGAUAUGAACAAUGAUUACUGAAGAUUGAUGAGGAAAAAUGCUUGGUUGGGGGAAGAUGUUUAUUUGAGAAUGGUAUAGCAUCGGGAAGCUGGAGUUAUGCAUUGCAUCUUGUGAUCCUGAUUCGUUGCUGGAAGGUUCUUCAAUGACUACCAACACUAUUACAAAAGACUCGUGUGAAGAGUCUCCAGCUGUGACUGAUGUGUCAAGUUCCCAAAGAUGUGCAGAAGAAAGCUUGGCAAAGCAGAAAGGAGAUAAUGUUGGUGAACUGGUAGAUAUGGGUCCCGAUUUUUCAUUGGAAGCUUCUUCAAUCAAAGUUGAUGGUACUAUAAAAGACUUGUGUAAAGAUUCUCCAUUGAUGACUGAUUUGUCAAGUUCCCAAAACAGUCUAGAAGGAAGCUCGACAAAGCGGAAAAGAGACGGUAUUUUUGAAAACAUAGAUACAGGUCCUGACUUUUUGCCAGAAGGUUCUUUCAUGGAGACUGAUGGUGCUAGAAAAGACUCAUGUAAAGACUCUUCAACUAUGACUGAUUUGUCAAGUUCUCAAAGAAGUGCAGAAGUAAGCUUGACAACGAGUAAGAGAAGGAAAAGUUCGAGUCCAAUACAUAAUGCCACUAUCAGCAACCUUAAUGGAAAUUUACAUGCAGGAAGCAACUGUUCUGAAGAAAAUGUGGGAAAGGAGCAAAAUAAGCUUGAAAAGGCUACAGAAGAGAACAGCGAUUCAAAGUUGGAUCUUCAGGGAGCAAGCAGCAGAUCCUGCUCAAUUUUAGUAAAUGUUGACUUGGUGGAUGGAGAAACUAAAGCUAACCAAGUUACCUCAAAUGCUGGAGGUUCAGAGGAAAUGAUAACUGAUGUGCCUGUUAUGGACAUCCCUGAGGUGCAACUUGAAGAGGAUAAUGGUAGAAAGCUGAGUGCUGUUGAAUUUUUGAGAAAUGAUGUGUCUUCUUCUGGUGAUGUUUCUGAUUCAAGCUUAGUCUGCAACAAAGAUGAUCAUUCCAUGAUAUCACACUUUCCACUAGAUAGAACUAUUACUAGCCACUCAAAGAAGAAGCUUCUUGUUCUUGACGUGAAUGGAUUGCUUGCUGACUUUGUUGAUCAUGUUCCUUUUGGAUAUGAACCGGAUGCAUGGAUUUCUAAGAAAUCAGUUUUCAAGAGGCCCUUUUGUGAUGAUUUUCUAAAUUUCUGCUUUGACAAAUUUCACGUGGGUGUUUGGUCAUCAAGACACAAGAAUAAUGUUGAUGCUGCGAUCCAGUUUCUUAUGGGGAAGUCUGCAUCCAAGCUACUCUUUUGUUGGAAUCAGUCCCACUGUACUAUGACAGCCUUCAGCACCGUUGAGAACAGAGACAAACCCCUUGUGUUGAAGGAACUUAGAAAGUUGUGGGAAAAGCUUGAACCUGGUCUUCCAUGGGACAAGGGAGAGUUCAAUGAGUCAAACACUUUAUUGUUGGAUGACUCUCCUCACAAGGCACUAGUUAAUCCAAUGAACACCGCGAUAUUUCCUUAUUCUUACCGUUACCGAGAUCUCAGAGACUCAUCGUUAGGACCUGGAGGUGAUCUUCGGACUUAUCUUGAAGGGCUGGCAAUGGCUGAAGAUGUUCGAGAGUAUGUGGCUUCAAAUCCAUUUGGCCAACGCCCGAUAAGGGAAGCAAAUCCAUCCUGGCGUUAUUAUCGCAAAGUUAUAGAUAGUGUAAAUGCCUCCAAUGAUUUCAGAACCUCUUCUAGCUGGGAGCGAAGAUCUUACUGACCAAUUAAGGGCAAAGCCCUUAAUGCAAUGGAGAGUUUUUUGUUAGUCUCUGAUGACUUGGGUUUUGGUUCUGAUUUUACAUUGUAUUGAUUAUAUAUGUGCCUGCUGUUUAAGUCAGACGUGUUUAGGUGUUACAUAUAGUUUUACAGUACUUGACUUCCAACCUAGGGAAGUACACACUGAAUCUUGUUAUUAGGUCUUUUGAGUUCUGUUCUGACACAAGUUAGAGAAAGUGUAAUUUUGCAAUACGUUACCUAUUUUGUUCCCAGAGAUAUCUUAUUGUUCUGUGCAAAUGCCCUGUUAAAUGAACAUCAGGAAUCAAUGCAAAAGGGUUAUGAGUCA
Messenger RNA from Neltuma alba, 2387 nucleotides. RefSeq lists its product as uncharacterized. The record is from RefSeq and is a predicted model, not a curated record. The coding region runs from base 447 to 2045 and encodes 532 amino acids. The transcript has 10 exons. Lineage: Eukaryota; Viridiplantae; Streptophyta; Magnoliopsida; Fabales; Fabaceae.